Cynoglossus semilaevis (tongue sole) is the source of this 1184-nucleotide messenger RNA. RefSeq names its product somatostatin receptor type 3-like. The transcript has a single exon. The annotation marks the transcript as partial. Gene Ontology annotation, biological process: neuropeptide signaling pathway. Gene Ontology annotation, cellular component: plasma membrane; neuron projection. Lineage: Eukaryota; Metazoa; Chordata; Actinopteri; Pleuronectiformes; Cynoglossidae. Gene Ontology annotation, molecular function: neuropeptide binding; G protein-coupled receptor activity. The record is from RefSeq and is a predicted model, not a curated record.
AGACCAGAAAGAAAUGUUAGUAUUUUUUUUUCUGUUGUUUUAGUGGUUACAUGUAAACCAACGGGUGGUUUCUUUCUGUCACAGGUACGAAGUGUUGGUAAGCGAGCACAGGCCACUUCCUCCCGCCGCAGGAAGUCAGAGCGUAAGAUCACCCGAAUGGUGGUGAUAGUGGUGGCGGUGUUCGUCCUCUGUUGGCUUCCCUUCUACGCUCUGAACAUCGUCAACCUCGUGGUGGUUCUGCCCCGGGACUUCAGGGGCCUCUACUUUUUCGUGGUGGUGCUGUCUUAUGCUAACAGCUGCGCUAACCCCAUUCUGUACGGCUUCCUGUCCGACAACUUCAAGAGAGGCUUCAGGAAGGCCCUGUGCCGCACGUCACGCAGGGUGAAGAACAACGACAGGGCCGGCACCGAGGUGCAGCGCCCCACAGAGGAGUGGGGCGGUAUUGUGCUUCAGACAAUAAAAAGUGAAGAAGUCAGCGACAUUCACCGAGGAACGGAGAACGAAGACAAAGACGACGGCCACGCAGAAGACAGGACCCGGGAGAUAAGAGAUACCUGUGAGCCAUCAGAGGUCGGAGGUCAAAGUGGCGUCACGGGCAACAGUGUGACACAGCUGGGGCAGACGUGUAAGAUGGCGUCAGAUAAAGCAGAAUCAAGCAGAAACCCAGCAGAUGGAGGUGGAAAGCCUCCAGUUUCGGCAGCGGUCAGUAACGUCAGAAACAGCAGGUCACAGCCUGAAGAACUGCUGGACAAGAACUCAGUUCUGGAGAUCAGUUACCUGUAACUGUGUCAGGAAAGUACAGGACUGCAGUGUUUAUCAGUGUUUGUUUCAUUCAGGUGUAAAUAUCAGGUGUUUAAUUUAAAGAGCGACUGUUGUUAAAGGGGAAAAAAAAAUCUACAUUGACUGAAACCAAAAAAUAAAAAAAUAAAUCAAAGUGAGAAAAGAAUAUUUACAAAUGUAAAAACACAUCAGUAUUAUUGUGAUGUACAUAUGCAGUAAGUGAUGGAUGUUUUUUUCAUGAGAAAUAUUGUGAUUUGUGAUAGUUUGAUAAAGAUUCUUGUUUUGUUUAUAUGAAAAAAAAGGAGAAAAGAGCACGUUUUUUGAGGUACAUUACAGGUCAAUUUCAUGAAAUUAAAUAACGAUCAAACUGGAUGUAGGCGGUGCUUCAGGAAGUAAACAUCCAC